Molecule: messenger RNA, 945 nt
Organism: Verticillium alfalfae VaMs.102
Lineage: Eukaryota; Fungi; Ascomycota; Sordariomycetes; Glomerellales; Plectosphaerellaceae
Exons: 3
Coding region: 1-945 (314 amino acids)
Source: RefSeq, a predicted model, not a curated record
AUGGACGGGCGUACCGGUGACUACCAAAACUCAGCUGAAACUGAACAGAAAAUGUUGCAGAUUUCUGUCAGUGGCUUCGAGGACAACAGCAGUGUCUCUUCGACUAGCAAAAGAAUGUCUCGUCUUCCUGUUGGUGACCUCAGCGAUUACCGUCUUAAGCCCCAGGCUGAGCAGAGAAAGAUCUUGCGGGCCGUUGAUGGCAAUGGUGACUACGGCUUUCGUCCCACGGACCCCAGUGACAAUGUACGCACGAUGAAGGAGUUACUGGCGCUUUCCCUUACUCGCCACGAACAGAAAAACAAACGGGACACCAAGUCGGAUAAUGUAAACGGAAACAAUCUUGCUGCCAAAGACAAGGCCGGCACUCGUGGCCGCCCUGCGACUUCGAUUCUCAGCCAGGAAUACAGCGAUUCGGAUCAGACUUCAGGAAGCAACGCUAUUGCUCCUUCUUUCCAAUCGCCUCUUCUCUCGACCCAGUCGCAGUCGACGCAGUCGGACGAUGCCGAGGAGUCGCGCGAGAAAAUACUGUUCAAGGGUCGACAGAAUAUGACACGCAACAGCAAACACAGUGGAGCCAUGACAUUUGUCAAGAAGCCUACCAGCGGUGCUUGUGCGCUUCCUGGUGCUAUGAGCUCUACCACCGCUCACGGUCUUCUUCCUCACUAUGCUGGCUCUGCCGCCGCCUCUUUGUCGCCUUCUGCGGGCAACAGCUCGCCCUCCAGUUCUGCGAUGCGAGCUUCGGGACUUAAAUCUGCGGAAGGUGGACGGCAGGAUCUAGGUUCCAAAGGUGCCUCUAAGGAUACGAAGGAUGAGAAUAAACCUUUCCAUGAUGGACCCACGACGGUGCUUCCCACUCCUAUGGCGUCGCAUUUCUCUGCAGUAGGGUUGUUCUUGUGGCUAGGGUGGCAGGUGUUUAAUGGUGCUGCCCAUGUAUGGAUUAUUUAG